Messenger RNA from Coregonus sp. 'balchen', 3945 nucleotides. Lineage: Eukaryota; Metazoa; Chordata; Actinopteri; Salmoniformes; Salmonidae. The record is from the annotation of a GenBank genome assembly.
AUGAGGCCUAGAACCUACAGAAGGAUGUUCAGCACCUCCCUCAUAUUUUUCCUUGUGUCCGGCCUCGUCCUUUCCGCUGUGACCAUCACCACAGAGCGCCGCUCAUCCAAUGGCGGCCCCAGCGGCACCACCCUGUUCCUCCUCACUGGCUUUGGGAACAAACCGAUGCCGCCGCCCCCGGGGGGGGCGAAGGUGGCGCCUAAAGUGGCUGAAAUGGAGGACGCUCAGGACAGUGAGCCGAAAGUACCCGAAACGCUCCCAAAGCCCCUCCCCCAGAUCAAGCUCCCUCAGAACAUGACGGCAGCUGACGCCCUCAAACCUCCGCUGGGGGCCGCCCAGGUAGCUCCACCCCCCCGGCGCCUGGUGGAUGUGGACAUGUGCCGGGCCUACUACGACGUCAUGGGCCAGUUAGACAGCACCUUCAACUGCUCCAAGGGGACCUACAUCUACUGCUGUGGCACCUGCCACUACCGCUACUGUUGUGACCACCAGCGUAGCCGCCUGGACCAGGAGUCAUGUAACAACUACAACUCACCCGGGUGGCUCGACACACCGCCAACGAACACCCCACCCCCGGGGAACCGGGGUGACCCAGACUCAGAGCAGCUGCAGCAGCAGAGCAACAGCACGGCGUACGUGAUCGGAGGGGUGAUCUCCUUCACCCUAGUGGUGGCAGUGGGCAUCAAGGUGGCCUUCCACAAGAUAUCACGACGACCCCGGAACAGAGACAUCAACAUGCCCAGGUGAGAAGGAGUGGUGUCUGAAAAUGACCGUAUGGGUGUAUGUGGGUCUGUCAGUGGGAUGUAGUCUUUUAAAUUCAUCAUGUUACUGAGUUUCACUAAGGUCACAAGCCACAUACCAAAGGGGUGAUGAAACUGAACCACAAUCAAUGAACAAGUAACACAUUUACAUUGGUGGUAAUUUUUUUAAGGAAAGUUGUUUGUUCUACUCUCUCUUUUUUUCAUUCCCCUCCUCUCCCCUCUUCUCUCCUCCUUCUCCCAGAGCCCUGGUGGACAUCCUACGGAGCCAGGCCAGUCCAGUCCAACAGGGGGAGAGGAACAACAGCACCGUCCUGACCACCUCCAUCACAGGAGACAGCCUCGGUCGUCCCCCCAAGAACCUCUACACCCCGGUGAUCCAGAGCAAAGACAACCGCAGUGAGUGACGCAACAGAAAGCAUGGGACAAUAACAACACUGUAAUAACAAUGUUAUAACAGUGUUGGUAUAAUAAAACUCUUAUAACACUGUUAUUACGUUGCAAUAGAGUAAUAGCCUGUUUUCAGAUAUAUGAACCAUUACGGUGAUGAUGGUGGACAACGGUGGUGGACGCAAUAGCCUAGUAAUGCUGACUGUAUGGGGUCCCGUUCAACCUACUCACACUCUUAAACACGCUCAUGUAAUCCCACAGAACACACACCACCACACAUGCACACAAUGCUCAUGUUUCACGCAUACGCGCACGAGUGGCUGUACCAUCAGUGUUCGCUGUGCUCUCUUGCAGUUGGCAACUUGCACCACAAUUUUAUCCAGGUGUCUGGUUCCAGUCCCAAACACUCGGCUACUAAGGGUAAGCCUAACUAGCUAACACAGGCGGCGGGUGUGUGAGUUGGCCUCAUGAAACGUCUGUCUGGUGUUGUGUAUGUACCAUUGGGUGUGUUUCCUUAACACAGUCGCUGUUUUCUUAACACAGUCGCUGUAUCACUGCUCCCACUCAUUCUGUGUGUCACCCUCGUAAGUGUCUCAGUAUGCACUAUGUAGUGUAUCUGUUUGUACUGUAAGUAUGCUUACUUACACUGUGGGCCUUGGCUUGAGUGAAGUCAGUGUGUUACUGCACUUACCGAAGCCUGCGUGCAUUACUCCACAAUGGUCAAUGUCUCCCGUGUGCUCGCUCAGUGGUUAUAAAGACAUUAUUGGCUGUCAUUGCCCAUUAUUGUACAUGGUCAAUGACCAAAGUGUCAGACAAUCAUCUUGGCUUCUUUUAUAUAUUAGCUCAAGGGACCUUCGUACUAGUCGUCUUAGAAUGACAUGAAAACGUACAAAUUACAAAUUGGCAGCAAUUCUCUAAGACUGAUAAUGUGUGAGGAAUUGGCACGUUUCGUCAAUGUAUAUGUACCUUUAAAUGUAAUGUCAUUUUAAAUGUACAUGUUGGCCCAUUAUAAAUGUAGCUACCUAGCUUAUGUGUGUUAGGUCCUUGUAAAUGUACUCAUAUAUAUUAUGUUAAUAAACAUGGUAGGUCAUUCUAAAUGUAGCCCUAUAUAUAUGUGUUAGGUCCCUGGUUAAUGCUCCCCUAUGUGUCAGGUCAUUGAAAAUGUCCUCCUGUCUUCCUCCUCUUCCUCCUCCAGAGCGCGUGCCCCGCAUCAACAAUGCCCAGCUGGCCUCCACAGGGACCAUCCUCACCAGCAAGCACAACAACAGCUCUGGCCUGCACUCGCACUCGCACCCGCAUCCCCCUUUCUCGCACUCCUUCCACAACCUGGCCCAGCUGCCCCCCUCCUAUGAGGCAGCCAUGAAACCUGAGAUCAACCGCUACAGCUCCCUGAAGAGGCUCGGUGAGAAGGGGAGCAGUGGGGGAGGGGCAGGGGGGCGGAGAGAGGGCUGGAUGUCUGGUUGGUAGCCGCUGAUGGGAGGAAGGCGACUGGAGGUGGGGGGAAGGAACUGGUGGUGGUGGUUAGAGAGAGCUCCAGAGAUAUGUGUGUGUGUGUGUGGAAGAAGGCAUAACAGGCAAGAAGCAGCGGCCGAUGAUGCGUGUCAGAUUCCUUUUGAUGUCCCUUAAUGUAGGCUGCUAUAGUCUAUAGAAUGGGCGUUGAUAAAGGCUUGUUUGUCUCGAACGGGUGCCCCUGAAAGCUAGAUUAUAUGGAGGAUGUAUUGGAGGAUUGUAGAAUAAACAGAGAGAGCAACGGUUGGCAAAAGGUCACAUUUAAAUUGGCUCUCAGGGAGCUCAGUCCAGGGAAAGUCUUUAAAGAUUAAAGGGUUCUUAGGGCGAGAAAUGUUGAACACUUUGUUUCACCUAAUAAUGAAUGAAUUUCACUAACUGUUAUUUCUAAAUUUCUUUCUUUCAUCCUCCCUCUUUUUUUUUUUAACAGAGAAAGAUCUGGACGACUACUCUGGCUACUACACAUCAAAGCGACGGCCUAACAACGCCCCUCCGUCUUUCCACUCCUCCCAGCACCACCUCCACUGGGGUGGUGACUACACUCUUGGAGCCAGGGGCACCCUCCCCCUCCACUCCUCCCGGCCACGGAUCCACGUGCCCACAUCCACCCCCAACCCCUACCCUCUGCCAGCCCAGUCGUUGGGGUACCAGGCCGCCUUCGACAAGCCCCCACGGAGGGUCAUGUCCCAGGACCAGCUCCUGGCGCUCGGUGAGGGCAACACCCUCUCCAGACUCUCUAAGAACCAGCAGCACCAGUACUACAAGGCUAUGACCACCAGCAAGAGCUCCACCUCACAGACGCUUCGUAAGUCCCACGAGAGACUCCUAGUCUCGCCCGACCGUCUGGAGGAGAGGAUGGGGGGCAUGGGCAUGCCAGGGAUGGGCGGUAUGGGGGGCAUGGGUGACUUUGGGGGGAUGGGGGUCCCGACCAUGGGAUGCCUCAGCCACAAAGCCCAAUCACAGCAGAACGUCUGCGUCACACCCUCGCUGGACCGCCAUCACAUGAUCAAGAUGAACUCCCACCCCACAUCGGGCCAUGAGCUGGAGAGGAGCACGGCGGGCCACCCGGCAGGAAGCUGGGGGGACCCUCAUGGGCACGGACCAGGGGCCGGGGUAGGGCCAGGGAGCGGUGCCGGGGACCAUUGGGGGCCACAACGCACGGAGGAUGGCAUUCGCCAACAAGAGGCAGAACACCAUCGAACAGCUCCAAUACAUCCCUGGGGGCGGAGGAGGAGGAGGGGGAGGGGGCCAGACGUUGAGGACGGCUAGUAAGAACGAGGUGACCGUGUGA